UUCUAAACACAACACAAAUCAGACAUUUCGUUUUCGCAGAAAUAUGAAGUAAAUAAUAUGGUUUACUAAUUUUACCUUUCUGCUAUUGCCAACGGGUAAAUUAAUGAAGUGAUAUGUGUUUUAAUAGCGUAUAUACAGGUUUAUGAUAUAAGUUCAUCAAUUUCUUUACAUAAAGUGGGUGAAGUAAGUGAACUCGGUGAAAAUAAAAGCAGGUAUUGUCAUUAUGGAUCAAGAUAAAUCCGAAGGCAGUUCGAAUGCACCAAACCCUGGAAAGAGGCCACGGCCGUUUUUAUUACAACCAUGUCCAAAGAUCGCUCGAUUGUCCAUGUACGACAAGCCAUCAACCAACUGCCAGAAAAGUCCCAGGACUAGUGUGCCAAAGAAGAAUAAACUUUCAUAUAAUAUUACUGAUGUCCCAGCCUCUGGCACGCCUGUGCCAGAGAAACGGGUUCGUAAGGCUGGACCGUAUCUUUUAGGGCCUAAACUGGGUCCGAGUCCUGUAAAAAGCAUAGUUCAAUGUUUGGCUAGAAAAGAAAAGACUGAUGAUUUCUAUCAAAUAAAAAUUUUGACGUUACGCCAUGAGGAUCAGGCUGAGACACAGGAUGACAGGCAGGGGAAGAUGUUACUGCACACUGAAUAUUCUUUAUUGUCACUAUUGAAGGAUCAAGAUGGAGUGAUACAUCACCAUGGACUAUUUAAGGAUUAUGCUUUAGAGGAAGCUCCCAGUUAUUUUGGAUCUAACCGAGCAUACAAAGGCAGUGGAUCUGGCCGUAUCUACACUGGGCGUGUCCGGGAGCGGCUCUUUCUAGUACUUGAUUGUGUAAAUGCUCACCAGUUUAGUGAGAAAGGUAGUGAGCUCAUCAAUCUCCAGCAAUAUGUUACGAAAGUCAAGAAGGUUCCAGAAAAGGAGGCACUGUUGAUCUUUUAUGAUAUAGUGAGGGUUGUUGCUAAUAUGCAUAAGAGAAAUGUUGUGCACCGUGAUCUGAAGUUGGGGAACAUCGUGUUGAACCAGAGAACUGGCCGCAUCACCAUCACAAACUUCUGCCUUGGGACUCACCUGGGCAGCGACAGGGACUUGUUAAAAGAUCAAAGAGGGUCCCCAGCCUACAUAUCACCAGAUGUUUUAAUGUGUAAGCCAUACCUCGGUAAGCCGUCAGACAUGUGGGCGUUGGGGGUUGUGUUGUACACCAUGUUGUAUGGCCAGUUUCCAUUCUGCGACACCAGUCUCGCGCAGCUCUUUAGCAGGAUACAGGCGGCCAGUUAUAAUAUACCGCCCGAUGGUAACUCUGUCCAAGUAUCGGACAACACCGUCUUUCUUAUCCAGAGGUUGCUGGUGAAAGACCCGAAACACAGACUGCUCGCAGAUGAGGUGCUAGACCAGCUAUCGAGCAUCAUAGCCAGCUCGGUGAUAGUCCCGAGCGUCCCCGACGACCUGCAAGUCGUGCCCGAGGUGGUGCUAGAGGAAGACAAGGUCAAGGAGACACCUGAGGAGAGCAAGGCGCUCACUCCGGUACCGGACAGUGCGGAGAGAGUGCAGACUGCUAGUGAGGACGUCGGCGUAUACUGUGUUCCCCUACCGGACUUCCUAGCUCUGAACUUCCCAAGUUCGAGUCAGGCGAGCGCGCAGACGCAGACCGGCGACGUGGCGGCGCCCGCGCACGGCCAGCGCCACAUCACCGUGCAGCGGAUAGGCCGCGACGCGAGGCCUCUCAACCACUCGGAAAUUGCCAGGUACCAACACAUGUUCACGAACAACCAAUCCAGAGAGCGCACUGAACCGCCACGGCAGAACUUCGUCCCCGAAUCUCGGCCAGAGAACUCCAGGCUCCGAGCUUUAGCCCAAAGAAUCCCCCGACUCAACCCCAUAGUCGCCAGCACCUCCGGUCAGUCUACUUCGGGCACUUCCACCGACUUUCGGGUCAUCCCGUGGUCUGAAAGAUCCAGGCUGCAAUUUGAUAGAUCACUCGACCAAGACUAUGUUCUUAGGUUACCGCUUCUGGAACUGGCCAGAUUGCCACACCACACCGCAAGCAGGAUCUUGAAUCCGCCGCUGGCGCAUACGGUGAAUCUAGAGUCGGUUAUGAAUAACCCUAGACCGCCGGCUGAUAAUAACGAGCUUGACUAUAAUUAGAAAAAUAUUCUGUCUAUAGGAGUUUGAACUUAAAUUGAUGUUUUUACUUAUUUUACUCGAACUGUACAACUACGUAGCUGUAGUGUUGGUAGUGGGUCUGUUACAUAUUGGAUAUAAAUGUGUAAGUGUAUUAUGAACGCUCAGAAUUAGUGAUCCUGUUCUAGCCAAUUUUAUCAUGUGCAUAUAUUGGGCCUCAAAUAAGUAAAAAAGUUCUCAUUGUUCUACCUAUGCAACCUUUAAGCAGUGUUGGCCGAAAGUUAAUGCGAAUUGAAAAUGUUGGCCAUUAACCAUUAUAAAUUGAACCUUAAACCGUAACGGACGAUUACAGUUUACGAUUCAAUUUAUAAUGGUUAAUGGCCAGCAUUUUCAAUUCGCAUUAACUUUCGGCCAACACUGCCUUUAAGUAAUCCGAUUAGCAUUUUCAAAAUAUGUAAAAUAAGUAAUUACACCGUAAAUAUGUCCUACGUGUUAUAGAUUGUCUCGUUAAAUGUCGUAUCGUAUUCUUAUUGUGGCAUAAUGUUUACAGCCCAGCCCAUAUGACGGACCUAUGUACAUUUUACUACUAGGUAUACCUAUACGAAAUCCCUUUUGCAGUUGUCGAGUGAUGAAGAUGCAAUUAUAUAUUUCGACAAAUGAGGAUUGUUGAUGCAUAUCAAUUGUAGAUAGCGCUCUAGAUUAGAUUCUAAAUACGAUAUGUUACCUUCCCUUCGCAUAGCUUUAGUUCACAACCUUUUUUUUUUAUUAUUAUGAAUGGGCUUACUCAUGGCCACAGACUAGCCGAGGCGUAGACGUGGCCUACGAUGUAGCGAGCUCGCCCAGAAGGUGCCUGUUCACUCUUGAUUUGAACCUUUUAGUGUUCAAGUUUUUCGGUAUACAAUGUAUUUCCAUUUCGGAGUGAUCCGCAAAAAGUUACUCAAUGUUUGGUCCAUUGAGUACUUUUCGCAAAAAGGAACUAAAAUUACUUCUUGCUAUACACUCUAUACAGGCUUGUUUUAGUACUCAUCUUUGGAAAUGUCAUUUCGACAGUUGCCUUCAAAUAACAGAGUUUGAGCAAGCUACGGGCAAAUAUGUGCAUUCCAACCAUAUCGGAAUGAAAGGGGCUGAUCUAAUCCGCUAUAUCUAAUCCAAUAAAUUACUAGAUAAUUGUAUAUUCAUUGUUAGGUUAUGGUUAACAUAUUUUUUAUGUUUAUCGGGUAUUUUAAUCUAUUUUCGGAUCCGACAUGUAAUGUUAUAGCAAUGCAAUGUUUGUAUUACUUAAUAUGAUUCGUCCAUGUUUAUACAUACAUUAAACACUUAAGUUUGCCAAAUUACAUUGUAUUAUAAUUAUAAAACUUAACAUUAAGUUUCUCAGUAAAAUGUAAUUAAUGUAUUAGUGUAUGAUAGUCUACAACGUGUAGCUAAGGUAACGGUUUUCUCUUUUAAGAUACAGACUGAUGUUUGUCAUUAUAAACAGAUAUCGGUUCUGUUACAGAGGGCCUACCUCGAAUCACGUUUGACGUGUUGCCUCUCUGUGGCACUUGUAAAUACUAUACGUACGUGUGAAAGUAGUUCGCGGUAGACCCUCAGAAUAGUAACAUUGUUCGCCAAGCACUGUACACUACACGUCUCUUUGUGAGACCUUUUGAUACGUUGAAAGGCACUAGUCUUUUGCCUCAUCAAUCUUAUCAUUGUCACUCGAUAAACGCAACUAUGUCUUCUGGACGUCGGAAAGUGUGUGUUUUAAGGGAAAAGUAGCAUUCAUAUGAAAGCAUUCUAAAUAAUGGCGUUAUGCAGGCCUAUUGCACAAGCUAACUUUUGCUUGGAAAGGAUACUAUUAUAGUGCAGGAUAUUAUUUAGUGGAUAUUUUACAGCCUAUGGGAAGUGUCACAAUCUUAGGAAUUGCUUGUUGAAGGCUGUAUGUUGUUUUAUGUAUAUGUAUAUUUUUAGAUAUAAAUACGAAUUAAUCAUCUAUUACAUGUAAUACAUGUGUAUUUGUACAAAUAAAAUGGUUUAUGUUGUAA
Cydia fagiglandana is the source of this 4131-nucleotide messenger RNA. Its product is annotated as serine/threonine-protein kinase 40-like. Gene Ontology annotation, biological process: protein phosphorylation. The transcript has 8 exons. Gene Ontology annotation, molecular function: protein kinase activity; ATP binding. The record is from RefSeq and is a predicted model, not a curated record. Lineage: Eukaryota; Metazoa; Arthropoda; Insecta; Lepidoptera; Tortricidae. Bases 224 to 2131 code for a protein of 635 amino acids.